This is a messenger RNA of Triplophysa rosa, 4083 nucleotides long. It is a transcript of the gene vwa11, whose product is annotated as von Willebrand factor A domain containing 11. The coding region runs from base 401 to 3190 and encodes 929 amino acids. The record is from RefSeq and is a predicted model, not a curated record. NCBI's taxonomy places the organism in Eukaryota, Metazoa, Chordata, Actinopteri, Cypriniformes, Nemacheilidae. The transcript has 18 exons.
GUGUGCGUGUUGUGUGUGUGGAGUGUUUUGUGUGUGGGUGUGUCUGUCUUCUGUGUUUUCAACCUUUUCUUGUUUUUGCAGGUACAACUUUGAUUGUUUUGUUUGUAGUCAAUGUGUCUCAUGUGCAGCUGCUUUGUAACAAUGAAAAUUGUAAAAGCGCUAUAUAAAUAAAGUUGAGUUGAGUUGAGUUGAGCUAUCCUGGCAAUGCGAAGCUAGUGAAGGCGUCUGAACGUGAGGAGUCGUCCCAGUCAGAUGGUGUCGUCAGGUGAAAGGUCAUCACGGCACUUUCGGCAUUAAGGGCCAAAGAGGCACGUGCUCAAGCACCCUCCCCUGCACAUGCCUGGUCUUGUGCAAAACACAUCCCUGAACCCAAGACCACCGUAAUAACCAUCAUCCUGAGAUGAUGAUGAAGUCAUCAGUGUCUGCUGUGGCCCUGAUGGCAUUAGUGGCCUCCAGUGCCCAGGCAUUCCUGUCUUUUGGCGGUAAUGGAAACACACAUGUAACCAUUUAUGGUUACGCCAUCAUGAUGAAGAUCUAUGAGGUGUGUAAAGCAGUGGCUAAAUCUGAGGGAAGAGAAUUCGAACCAACGGGAUCAUCAGUAGAAGAACUCUUACGUGCCUGCAUGGGAACGGCCACAGGUGAGGUUUCAGGGGCCAAGCUCCUCACGGCAUUAAAUCAAAUCUACAUGCAAAACGGUCUGGUGGACCGUGACUUCAUGAGCAGCGCACCACACCAUUUCAACAACGAGGCCUUCAGUGAGGGACGUAACCUCAUCAUCCAAGGAAUAGCAGCCGUUAAAGCUAACAUCCGCGCAGACAACCUUCAGUCAGCCCGAGAAAUACUAGGCAGAGUGUGUCACACACUGCAGGAUUUCUACAGCCACAGUAACUGGGCUGAAUUGGGUUACAAAAGUCCAUAUGCCAAUCUCAUCAGACCGGAUCUUACUAUUGAGAACACAGCAGAUUUUAAGAUGCCAACAUGCAGUGACUGUGCCAGUGGCCAAUGCCCAAACUCGCUACUGCCUGCCAUUCUGAACGGGAAGUACCUCACUUCAGGAUACAUGGGGUUGUUCUCUUCUGUCAAACCUCAAGGUAAAUGCAGCCAUGGUGGGGAUGCUGAUCUAAGCAGUACCCAAAAUCCUCGUGGCGGAAUCAGUAAGGACGAGAGCCACUCUUAUAAUGCUGAUCUGCACAAUACUGCUGUAAACCUGGCAGCUGAAGCCACCCUGGAGCUGUUAGAGGAUGUCCGCGUUGUUAUAGGUGACAAGGAGUACCUUCGACUGAUGGGUAUAGCAAGUUCCGUAGUGCUGGCUUUUGUUAUUGAUACCACAGGCAGUAUGAUUGAUGACAUUGUAGAGGCCAAGAGAGUCGCCUACAACAUCAUUGACAGUAAAAAAGGAACUCAAGAUGAACCAUCUGAAUACAUUCUAGUGCCGUUUAAUGAUCCAGAAUUCGGACCACUAAUAAGGACUAGAGAUCCAGAUGCGAUGAAGUCAGAGAUUUCUAAUCUCAAAGCUAAUGAUGGAGGAGACCUACCAGAAAUGUGCUUGUCAGCUCUUCAGUUGGCUUUGGUAGGCACGCCCUCCUCCUCGCAUAUAUAUGUAUUUACAGAUGCUCCACCUAAAGACGUAGGGCUACAGAAAACCAUAAUCUCCCUCAUCCGUAGCACCAAGUCAACGGUGUCUUUCUUCAUGACGUCAACAAGAAGAAGGAAGAGGGGCAUAACAGCAGAGCCGCGCACAGAUUUUCAAGUGUAUUAUGAUGUGGCUUUGGCUUCUGGAGGUCAAGCCAUUGAGGUCUCCAAGUCCAGCCUCUCUCAGGCCACUAACAUCAUUGUUGACACCUCUACUUCAGUGCUGGUGACAAUUCUGCAGUGUUCCAGGAGUCCAGGGUGUGUUGAGAGUUUCCCCUUCCUGCUGGAUGAGUCUGUAUCUAAUGCUAUUGUUUACGUCACAGGAAAUGGCCUCGCGUACACCCUACGCAGCCCUUCGGGUUCGUCUCAAUCUAGUACGGUUUUAAAUGGAAUACUGGGAACAAUUCAUAAAGUUGGAAACCUGCAACGAAUCCAGUUGAACGGAACUGAGAAGGGCCUGUGGCACAUUGACAUGACAUCGACUCAGCCCUACACCAUAAAAAUCACCGGUCAGAGCACUAUUACGUUCAUUUAUGACUUUGUGGAGGAGUUCAAGGGACCCCAUCCUGGUUACGCUGUUAUAGAUGGACAUCCACCAGCAGGCUUUCCAGCUAAGAUGUUGCUAACGCUGACCGGAGGGAAAGGUCCAGAAGUUCUGGAGGUACAGGAGGUAUCUCUCGUGGACGUUUCUGGGCUCGUGGUGUCUAAAGGAACCACAGAGAAAAUGAGUGAUGGAAACGUCCUGGUUACAGUGACAGAGGUCCCAGAAGAGUUUGUAGUAUUGCUAAAAGGGAAAGAUAUGAUGUUCAAUAGCCUGUUCCAACGACAGACCACCACGCAGAUGUCUCAGUCCAAUCUGACCAUCAAGGUAACGGCAGAUGGGUCCAUGCUACCUGGACAAGAAUUUCAGCUCAAUUUUACUGUUACAACCAAAGGAACGGGUGGUGUCUACACAAUUCGUGCAAACACCGACAAAGACUUCAAAAUGGAACACACCUCACAACUCACUCUUGAGAGUGGAGGCAGUGUUCAAGGCAAAGUGUCUCUAAGUCCUCCUGUUGACACUGUCUCGGGCACAGACGUCACUCUUACCCUUGAAGCAGAGGCUCCCGGAGGAACCGAUUCAAAUUUUGCAGUGCUUCGUCUUUCUGUAGUCUCAAAGGCGACCGACUUAACCCCUCCAGAAUGCAAGAUGUUCGACGUACAGGGGCAUUGCUCAUCCUCCUCUUGCAGCUCAUCCAUCUGGGAAUUGUCCGUCAACAUUACGGAUGGGCAGGGCAGUGGUAUCAAGAGCAUCACCGUUCAGCAAGGCAGUGGAAAAUUCACCCAGAAUCAGGUGGAAGAUGGUGGUGUAACCAUGGUGAUGGGUCAUUAUGAGGCCUCGUGUUGUUCACCUUCCGUGACUUUGACAUCAGUUGACAAGGUGGGAAAUGUUGGGAGAUGCUCUUUUAAAAUAGACACCAGUGCUGGCUCCGCCCUCAUCAGCAUGACCCUCCCGUUGUGGGCGUGUCUACUUGCAUCCGCCUUGAGUUUGCUACAUGACACUUUCUCUUUGUGAUAAAAUAGGGAUCAUCUAAUUAAAUAGACAAAAUGUCCUUCACUUUAUCUAAAAACAUAAAGAGCUGUGAAAUAGUGUGAAGUAAAGCAUUUCAACCGAUAGGAUUAUUGACUUAUUGUUUCCAAAUAUGGAACGCUAAUAUGAAGUGCCUUUUCAAACCCUACAUACUCCAAUAAUUAAUUUUUAUGUUGACAGGUGUGACAUGGGUUUUUUAUUAACAUGGGUUUGAUUUUAUUUUAUGUAAUAUAAUUAUAAAAGGUUAUCUGUAAAUGUUUUGUGAGAUGACUUCAUGUAACGUGCUUCGUGUAAUGAGAUCUAAACUUGAUGGUUUUAUUCAAGUGUAAAAUAAGACUACAUUAGGUUACACAAACAAAUGUAAUUUCAAGAACUUUUUUAGUAAAUGGUGUCUUGUUUUAUUGUAGUUGAGAGAAAUAUCUGAAUUAUCAAAAUGCCCCAAAAUGUUGCAAAUAUGUUUUCUAAUCUGCAGUUUGGACUAUUUGUCCCACUUGGGCAAUUCCCUACACAGUGUAAACAUAAUUAAACCUUUAAACCUGUUGACUUGUGCUGUUUGCAUCUUAUUUUUCUAGGUGUGGUUGCCUUUAAGUUUGUCAAUAGCAUUUCUGUAAUGCUGUAUGUAUGAUAACGUUACACUGCCACCCAGUGGUUGAACUACUUUGCACCAUUUUCCCUUUUUUCUCCUUAUUUAAAGAGAAAUUGUGGAGCCAACUGGUUGUUUAAAAACGGGUGAUAUUAUUUUCGUGAUCACAGUUCAUGAAUAAAGGCUCAAAGGCUACUUCAGAAUGAAUAAUACUGAAAUUGAAAGUGUGUGAUUGUCAUAACAGUAUCAAUGUAAACGAUCCUUGGUGUCAGGCAUGAAUUAAAUGGGUAACGAA